Molecule: messenger RNA, 3669 nt
Organism: Ostrea edulis (European flat oyster)
Lineage: Eukaryota; Metazoa; Mollusca; Bivalvia; Ostreida; Ostreidae
Product: major facilitator superfamily domain-containing protein 6-A-like
Exons: 7
Coding region: 440-2821 (793 amino acids)
Cellular component (GO): membrane
Source: RefSeq, a predicted model, not a curated record
GAAACUAUUUGUUUAUCUGGCAUAAUUGAUAUCAAGUAAAUUAACAUCUAACAUAUUGAUCGAUGGAAGCACGUCUGUGAAAAUCAAUGACGGAGCUAGGCUUAGCUCUGUUAGAUUUGUAGCAAAACUCUGCAUUUAAAUAGCCGUGGAACAUCGAUAAGACUUGGUCCUCGUUCCGUUAAGUAAAAUCAAUGCAUUAACAUACUGUAAGCCUCUUCAGGGAGAGCGUCGGUCCUGUCAAACUUUCAGCACAGAUUCCAAUCUCUGGAACACGGCCUCUGUGAUUCCCGGAACAGUGCGCCACGAGAAACAGUUCUGCACGUUCCUGUGGAGUUGAAGUUCAAACAUCAUUGAUCCAGUAGACUGUCCAAGAAAUGGAUAUUAAAUAUUGCUAUUAAUGUACCCUUGAGACAGGAACCGGUCAUAGAAGAUUUUAAAGAUGCCUCCAGAGUUAGAUUCAGACGAAAGCGACGUGGAGAAGUCGCCAUCGGCAGAGAACCAGAAGUACAAGGUGCGUUCACAUCUCAACACGGAAUACGGGAAGCAAUCUAAACGGGACCUCAUAGACAACAUGUUCUCCUAUAUUGACAGAGACCUGUUGAUUUGUAAGCUAUUUUAUUUCUUCUUUUUUGCGGCCUUUGGGUCACUUUUUCCUUUGCUUGCCAUAUACUUUAAGCAACUGGCGAUGAACCCCACGAGGAGCGGUAUUCUGAUCGGAUUUCGCCCCUUCGUCGAGUUUUGCAGUGCCCCAUUUUGGGGGAGUUUAGCCGAUAGAUAUAAGAAAGGAAAGCAGUUGCUUUUAUUUUCUAUUUUCUGCUGGAUAGUAUUUACUCUUGCUAUAGCGUUUGUGAAACCGCCGCACUAUAAGUGCAUAGAAUUUGGAAAUUCCACCCUCCGUGGCCCUCCAGAGGGCUUCGACAGUCGUGGGGUGACCAGCGUCAUUGGGAGGUCGAAAAGGGAGAUAAGCGAUGAGUUUAUUUAUUCUCACAGUGAAAUGUUACAUGCUGCAGUAUUACAUUUGCAAGGUCGAUUUAAAAGAUCCCCUGAGACACCAUUUAACUUUCCUCCUUCAAGUGUUCAAACAUCUGUUUUACCAAUUAAAUCAGCCAUUAACAAGAAUACAUCGGGUACCACCAGUCCUACGAGACUAUCUUCCACAAUUAAACCCCCUUCCUCGACAACCGAGAGGGACACCGGGGGGUACACCUGUCCCCCACACAGUACCCAGUGCUUCAAAAACGGCGACAUACAGGAUACUUUCUUCAAACUUCUUCUGCUUGUGGUGAUAGGGGAGUUCUUCAGCGCACCUGCCAUCACAUUUGUGGACUCCGUCACCCUAGCUUAUCUUGGGGAGGACACGGAUAAUUAUGGGCGACAGCGGAUGUUCGGGUCGCUUGGAUGGGGUAUUUCGAUGUUCUUUGUUGGACUCGCUUUAGACCAUUCGUCCACCUUCCCUAAUCAUCCAUGUUUGUUUACGUACGUUACGGAGAAGAACUACACUAUGUGUUUUGCCGUGUUUUCGGUGUUGAUGAGUUGUGCUUUCAUCACAGCCACACAACUUAAGUUUGACGACCGUCAUGGCGGGGGUCAGGAUAUUCAGCUUAUGGAAAUUGUUUCCAGGGUCAAGGACAAGGUCGUUGGUGUUAUCAAAGGGGAAAAAACAGACACUAAGACAAUUUUUAAAAGUGAUGAAGAUGCUGAAAUUGGGUAUCUGGAGUCAAAAGCUAGCGAAUCAAACUUGGAGCGAAUGGAAAAGCAAGAACCUUCCUACCAAGAUCAAAACGGUAGCGGGACAGUGAAUGAAAAUGGUAAAAACCUCCAUAUCUCGCUACAGAAAGGCAACAAUGAUAUGGUAGAUGACGCUGUGAAAAAUUCCGGGUACACAAAGGUCAGUGGCCUUGAGGAAGAAGAAGAUGAACCGUUCCUUGGGAAAUGGUUCGCUGUUUUGAAGAUGCUGGCCACAUUUAAAUACAUUUCCGUUCUGUUUAUCGCCUGGUUUAUGGGGUUUGGGAUUGGCCUCAUUUUCACCUUCCUGUUUUGGCAUCUACAAGACAUCGGCGGAAGCCCCACUUUGUUCGGCAUCGCCUCGGUUUUCAACCAUAUAUCGGAGCUGAUAACAUACUUCUUCAGUCGAAAUAUCAUCAAUAAGUUUGGUCACGUUAAGAUCCUGUAUGCAGGCCUGGUGGGUAACAUUGUUCGAUUUAUGUACAUUUCCUGGCUCCAAAAUCCUUGGUGGGUGUUGCCGUUUGAGUUCGUGCAAGGCCUGACCCACGCCGCAGUGUGGGCUGCUUGCUGCUCUUACAUCUCCCAGGCAAUCCCUGCGGGCCUCCGUUCCUCUGCCCAGGGCAUGUUGCAAGGGCUGCAUCACGGUCUAGGUAGAGGGUGCGGCGCUGUAUUUGGAGGACUCAUGGUGUAUGGCUAUGGCGCCAGGAUUACGUUUAGGAUUUAUGGAGUCACGUGUUUAGUGGUGCUAGUGUUCUAUGUCUCCCUACGGUAUCUCCUAGAUGACAGAGGUUCUUUCAGUUAUGGCGGGAAACAAAAGCAUCAGCUUAUGGAGGAAGAGUCUCCCACCUGCCACUUAGCUCCGCAUGGUGUGCCAUCCGGAAUGGCUCGGGAUUUAUCCAGUAGUAAACUAAACGCAGGAUACAACCAGCCUGUAUAUGGUACUAGUAACGCAGAGUCCUACGAUCAUUCCAAUGCUUUCCUAGAGAAACUAGCUCAGGAACAGGGUAAACAAAGUGAAUUUGGAAGCAUGCCAAAAAUGUCAACUCAAGCUUAUCAGCAGCAACCUCAAGAAAUGUCCGAUCCUUUCCGGCCCUGACCGUAAAUGACAAGAGUUUUGCUCACUUCGUACUUCUGUGCUCCGUUGAACGCUCGCGUGGGUCUACUCAGUGGUGACCCGUGCUCUCUAAUUUUGAGUUGCAUGUUUGUUAGUGGACACAUUCGCAACCUCUCGGGUCUUUCUGGUAAGCGGAAAAACAACAGUAUUCCCGAGAAGUUGAGAUUGCCGUGAACUUUGCAGAAGUAUUACUUAAAUAAGUAGUAAAACUAGUACUAUAAUACCUAUCCAUUCCAUACCCAAGAGAUGAAAUUCGUAGUGGAUUGAACUGUAUGUAUGUGCAUCAAGGCGAGAUUUUGUAAUCCCCGUAAGAUUUGAAUAGAUAUGUAAAGUGAAAGUUAAAACUUGAAUAAUUUUGUGACCAGGGGCGGAUCCAGAAUUUUAAAGAACGGGAGAGGGGUUGUGACCAAAAUUUGUACCUUUUCAGUCCUCCUAAAUGGGGAUUAAAUACCUCAGAAUGAGAAAAAGUACUAUAUUUUGUCCAAAAUGUUCAACCAAAGAGGGGUUGAAACCCCUGUAACGCAAAAUAAUCUCCCCUUAGAUCCGCUCCUGUGUAUCUUAGCAUGUCAUGACGAGCAUUAAAUGUGCGCACAUCACGUGAUUGUGAUAAAAAAAGUAAUGAAAUCAACCUGUUUAUCGCAAUGUAAUACAGCAGUAAAUACAUAAUAAAUGCAGUAUAUGUAUUGAUGUAUGUAGGCAGUUGCCCCUAGAGUCUGUUUAUCUUGUUUUGUUUGAAUCACGAGUGUAUAUUUUAAUAGAUUGUUAAGUUACAUAUAGGCUGUACCUAUGUUGUUUUUGAUUUGAAUAAAAAUUAAAAACGCUCUGAAAAA